GAGAGGCGGAAUAGCAUGACCGUACUGUUGGCGGUGGCGGUGGUGGUGGUGGUAGUCAUUGAGGCUCAGAAAGUGUUUGGUCACGGUCAGCUUGGGCAUCACCUCACCCCUCUAUUUACUCACACCUGCACCUCACACCACCUCACCAUGUCGGGGGCGCUCUUCGGAGGCAAUCUCAGGUCCAACAGCAAGAACCUGGUGGAGUUUAAGGCGGGGAAGAUGUAUAUGAAAAACCAGAUGGUUCACCCAGACAAGAGAAAGGGACAGUUGUACCUGUACCAGGCUGACGACUCCCUCAUGCACUUCUGCUGGAAGGAACGCGCCACUGGCAUUGUGGAGGAGGACCUGAUCGUGUUCCCAGAGGAUUGUGAGUACAAGCGAGUGUCUCAGUGCACCACUGGCAGAGUGUAUGUGCUCAUCUUCAAGGUGUCUAACAGGAAACUAUUCUUCUGGAUGCAGGAGCCAAAGACUGACAAGGAUGAUGAGUAUGCACGCAAGAUCAAUGAGUUGAUGAACAACCCUCCAGCCCCGGGGUCUCAGCGCUCAGCAGGCUCCACACCAAACCCUGCCCUGGGCUCAGAAAUCACCAACCUGCGAGACAGUGACAUCCAGAACCUGUUUGGCAACAUUUCCCAGCAGCAACUGAUGCAGAUCCUUGGGAGUGGGAUGUCCAGCCUGGCAACACUGCUGGGGCCGGGUAGAUCGGGCAGUGGAGGGGGCCGGAGUGGCAGUGGCAGCAGCAGUUCCACAUCAGCCACCACCACAGCUUCUACCACCCCAGCAGCCACCACCACCCCUACCCCAGCUCCUACACCUGCUCAGGAAUCUGGGCAGGGCAGCACCACCACCACCAGCAGGGAGAGUAGCAGCACCACCCCUACUGCUGGGAAUGUUGUGCCUAUCCAGCUGUCAGACCUCCAGAACAUCCUGUCAGGCAUAUCGGUGCCCCCAGAUGUGUCUGGCUCUCCCAGGGUGCCAGUGGAUUUGAGUUCAGCAAUGACUGCAGAAGCUCUCCAGCCCAUACUGACCAAUGAAGAAUUUGUGAACCAGCUGCGGCCGUACCUCCCUGCCACCGCUGAGGAGCUGCCCCCCACCGAGCAAUUGAGGGGCACUGUCACCUCCCCUCAGUUCCAGCAGGCUGUGAGUUUGUUCAGCAGUGCUCUUCAGUCAGGCCAGCUGGGUCCGCUGAUAAACCAGUUUGGUCUAGGGGAGGAUGCAGUGGUUGCUGCCUCAUCCUGUGAUAUGGAGGCUUUCAUCAAGGCUCUGGGAAAGAAGAAGGAAAGUGAAGGUGCCAGUAAAAAGGAUGAAGAGAAGAAGAGUCCUGAGAAAAAAGAAGACAAGGACAAAGAUGAUGAUGACUACAUGGCAGUAGAUUAAGAGUGUCACUAUGUCCCAAGGUAGUGGUUGGGUAUGUUUUGUAUUUAAAGUGUCAAAGCUGUUCUUGACUUCAUUUAUUUUACUCUUGGGUAUAACUCCACAACACAUAUGCAUAUAUAGAAUACUAUACUUAAUGUGUAAUUUAAAAUGAGGUAAAUCAAACCUUGCACUAUAUCUGUAAUUUACAGUUAUUUUAAUAUUAAUAGAAAAAAAAAGAACGUCAAAAAACGAUAAUUGAAUGAUAUUAAAAUCUCAUUGAGCCUCAUUCUUGUUUGCCAUCAGGUUUUGUGAUUUACCAGUAACUAGAUGCAUAGGUUUUCAUAAGGUUCAUAAGGUGGAUGGAUGUGUUUGAGUUCUGAAGACAUUGUGCCUUGGUUAGGGUUGUCUUUUAAGGGUUAGAGUUCAGUUUGUAGCAUUGUGUUUAUGUUCUAUGUAGAUAAUGAAAAAAAUUACUGUAAUAAAGUUUUUUUUUAUUUCUUGAAAUGUUA
Messenger RNA from Scylla paramamosain (green mud crab), 1865 nucleotides. Its product is annotated as proteasomal ubiquitin receptor ADRM1-like. Gene Ontology annotation, cellular component: nucleus; cytoplasm; proteasome regulatory particle, lid subcomplex. Gene Ontology annotation, molecular function: endopeptidase activator activity; proteasome binding. NCBI's taxonomy places the organism in Eukaryota, Metazoa, Arthropoda, Malacostraca, Decapoda, Portunidae. The record is from RefSeq and is a predicted model, not a curated record. The transcript has 9 exons. Bases 16 to 1377 code for a protein of 453 amino acids.